This is a messenger RNA of Papilio polytes (common Mormon), 1382 nucleotides long. RefSeq lists its product as uncharacterized. NCBI's taxonomy places the organism in Eukaryota, Metazoa, Arthropoda, Insecta, Lepidoptera, Papilionidae. The coding region runs from base 315 to 1382 and encodes 355 amino acids. The record is from RefSeq and is a predicted model, not a curated record. The transcript is spliced from 8 exons.
AUGGGCACGUGUCGGUAUGACGUCACAGUUCACGAGUGAGGUUUACGCUAUAGUUGAGGUUACGGAUAGCAAAGGAAGUCUCACCUUGUAUGCUCACCAGCAGGAAGACCGCCAGACGGUACAUUGCGACGACGUGACGCGACAACAAUGGGAGAUCGUAUUUCGCAACAACUAGGAGUGUUUAUGCAAACGACUGGUUUGAAUCCAGCUCUGCGUCUGGAAUGUGUAUUACCGCGAUAUUUACAAACAAGUGUCGUGUGAUGUUGGCGGCAUUGUUUCGCGUCGCGUAAUGCGUCGCCGGCCGCCUGCUGAGAAUGCUGUUGCUGCUGCUACUCUUACAUAACGUGAUCGCUAAUGAUUUCCAUACAGAUGCGACCUACUCUAUCAAUGUUACGGAGACAUGUCCUGACGACGGGUAUUACUACAAAGAGGAUUUGUCAUCAAACGAAGUGGAUUCUGGCAUCUGUCGACUUUGCUUCUGUAAGAAUAAUACUGCUGUUUGCUGGUUGAGACCGAAAUCUCAAUGUCAUACCAAGAUUUACAUUAGAACGGACAAAAGAACGGGAAGAAAUCGGAGAAGUCCAGACGCAAAUAUCGGAGUAAAAUAUGCAGUUAAAAACUUUUUCAGCAAGAAGAAUUCGCACAGCUGCAAGCCGCUCGGCACCACGCUCAGUGACGACUGCCCGCCCGACGACUGGUGUCUCGGUUGCACUGUCUGCGACUGCGAGAGAUCUGGUCUAUGGAACUGUCACAUUUUAAGUUUCUGCUCUGAUAGAAAACUGAAAAAACAUUAUCAAAAUAAUAAUAACACGAUCAAACGGACUCCAAUGGAAAUACACUCAAAUCUGGACAAUCAGAAUAAAAACAGUACGACUAAAAUGCACAGACUGGCCAGAAAAAUGAAAGUAAACCACAAUAAUGUGAAGUCCUGGCGACAAGAAUUCUCUACAACUUAUCAAUAUCCAUAUUCACCGAAACACGACGAUAAUGUAGUUAUAUUCCAAAAGGAUCUUGUUGAAAGAAAGUCCAAAGACAUACAGGGUGUUAGAAUAAAAAAGAUCAUAAAUGAAAACAACGUUAAUGUCAGAUUAAACCACAAAGUAGUACAAAAAGCGAUGGCUGCGGUACAGAAAAUAAUUAACAAGACCGAAAGAAAUUUUACAAAUUCGACAAAACACAAAGUCAUUCAUAAACGAUCAAUGCCCCAACACGAUAUAAAAAAUAAUUAUCAACAUCAAACCACUUAUGUAAGCCCACAUAUGUAUAAGAAAUCUAGUCCAAAAAGAUUUAGGAAAAAGUUAUCGCUGAACAAAAUUACGAAGGAAGAACUUAGAAAGAAGCGUAUCAGGAGAAAUACUGUAAACCAAGGUGAUGGCUCUUAA